AUGUCUUCCAUACAUACAAAAUUCUUGCAUCUUCAUCGACUUCUUCAUUUACUCGUUCAUCCUAUAAUGAUCGUCCUCAAUUUUUUACUUGAACGUUAUGAUUAUAGAUUAACUUCAAUAUCUGUUUUAUGUGAUGUUGCUUUACUUAUAUUUGAUUAUCAAUUAAAUUUAUUAAGACAAAUUGAAGUAACUGGAUUUAAAGUAAGUACAGAUCAUUUUGGUGGUUGGUUAAUUGCUGAUUAUAAUGCAUCAUGUAUAUGGCAAAUAAGACGAAAUGAAUAUUUAAAACCUCAUAAAAUUUUAAAUGUUGAACGACCAUGGUCUGUUAUACUUGAUCGAAGUAUAUGGACAUUAGUUACAUUAAGUGAAACACAAAAUCGUACUAAAUACUUACUAUCAUUUUUACACUAA
This is a messenger RNA of Rotaria sp. Silwood2, 411 nucleotides long. The record is from the annotation of a GenBank genome assembly. Lineage: Eukaryota; Metazoa; Rotifera; Eurotatoria; Philodinida; Philodinidae.